GGGGAAGCGGCGGCGGCUCUCGCCAAGAUGGCGGACGAGGCGGGCGAGGGGCUGCCGCGCUCGGUCCUGCCGGGGCCCCUGAGGGGCGGCAGCAGCGGCGGAGGCGGCGGGGGGUCGUCGUCGUCGUGCUCCUCUUCGGCGGCGGCCCCUUCCUCGGCCUCGGGGGCGGCCCCGGGCCCGCGCGUGGUCCGCAUCGUCAAGUCCGAGUCCGGCUACGGCUUCAACGUGCGCGGCCAAGUGAGCGAGGGCGGGCAGCUGCGCAGCAUCAACGGAGAGCUCUACGCGCCCCUGCAGCACGUCAGCGCCGUCCUGGGCGGGGGGGCGGCCGAGCGCGCCGGGGUCCGCAAGGGGGACCGCAUCCUCGAGGUGAACGGCGUGAACGUGGAAGGUGCGACUCACAAGCAGGUGGUGGACCUGAUCCGAGCCGGAGAGAAGGAGCUGGUCCUGACCGUCUUGUCGGUGCCGCCCCACGAGGCGGACAGCCUGGACCCCAGCGACGACUCCCUGGGCCAGUCCUUCUACGACUACACCGAGAAGCAGGCGGUGCCCAUCUCCAUCCCCACCUACAAGCACGUGGAACAGAAUGGUGAGAAGUUUGUGGUGUACAACGUUUACAUGGCGGGGCGGCAGCUGUGUUCGAAGCGGUAUCGGGAAUUCGCCAUCCUGCACCAGAACCUGAAGCGAGAGUUCGCCAACUUCACUUUCCCACGCUUGCCGGGCAAAUGGCCCUUCUCCCUCUCAGAGCAGCAGCUGGACGCCAGGCGACGGGGGCUGGAGGAAUACCUAGAAAAGGUGUGCUCCAUCCGAGUCAUCGGGGAGAGCGACGUCAUGCAGGAGUUCCUGUCCGAAUCGGAUGAGAAUUACAACGGAGUAUCAGACGUUGAACUCCGAGUGGCGCUACCAGACAUCACGACGGUGACUGUCCGGGUCAAGAAGAACAGCACCACGGACCAGGUGUACCAGGCCGUGGCUGCUAAGGUUGGGAUGGACAGCACGACCGCCAACUACUUUGCGUUGUUCGAGGUGAUCAAUCACUCCUUCGUGCGGAAAUUGGCGCCCAACGAAUUCCCCCACAAGCUCUACGUCCAGAACUACACCUCGGCCGUGCCGGGGACCUGCCUGACCAUCCGGAAGUGGCUCUUCACCACCGAAGAGGAAGUCCUCCUGAACGACAACGACCUGGCGGUGACCUAUUUCUUCCACCAGGCCGUCGAUGACGUGAAGAAAGGGUACAUCAAAGCCGAGGAGAAGUCCUACCAGUUGCAGAAGCUGUGCGAACAGAGGAAGAUGGUCAUGUAUCUGAACAUGUUGAGGACCUGCGAGGGUUACAACGAGAUCAUCUUCCCGCACUGCUCCUGCGACUCCCGCCGGAAGGGCCACGUAAUCACAGCCAUCAGCAUCAAGCACUUUAAACUCCACGCCUGCACGGAGGAGGGCCAGCUAGAGAACCAGGUAAUAGCCUUCGAAUGGGACGAAAUGCAGCGGUGGGACACGGACGAGGAAGGCAUGGCUUUCUGCUUCGAAUACGCCCGAGGGGAGAAGAAGCCGCGAUGGGUUAAAAUCUUCACCCCUUACUUCAACUACAUGCACGAGUGUUUCGAGCGGGUGUUCUGCGAGCUCAAGUGGCGGAAAGAGGUGGAAGAGGAAGCCACAGACAAGGACAACAAGAACUGCAGUAAAGACAAUAUGUGCAGCAAGAACAUCUUUCAGAUGAUGCGGACACACCACAGAGACAUCACGACUUAGCCUCGCGUCGCCGCAGACAGAAGAAGAAAUACGUAUUAUCCCUUUCCCCCCCCCCGCCCCCUCCUGAAAAUUAACACUUUAAAAAAAUUAAAAAUGUAAGAAAAAAAACAACCAGGGAAAAAUAAAGAAAAGAAGGGGGGGAAAGUGGAUUCCCGGGUUGGAUCCCACGGAUCCGUUCCGCUAACGGCGGCGCUUCCCCCGGAGCAAAGAGCUUUCUUCCCCCCCCCCCCCUCGCCAACAGGAGAGGCCGUUUGUUAGCAGAGACGUUCUGCCAGAGACCACCUUUCCUAUUAUUAAGCCCUUAAGCUGAAUGUUAAUACCAUUCGUGAAUUUCAUGUUUAAGCAAUGGGGGGGGGGGGACUUGGGGAAUCCGCAAGAGCCAUCAGAAACGGAAGGGGGGGGGUGUCGAAGAAGAGGGUCAGAUUCUCGCCAGCAAAAAUUCGUGGUUUAAUCUCACUUGUCUCCCCACCCCGCUUUGGAAUCCUGUCGUUCGAAGAUGGACUCUUCUGAGGAUAUUUUUUUUCUUUCCGGAUUCUUUUUUUCUUUUCUUUUUUAAACACAACUGGAUAUAGAAACUUACAUCCAUUUUGCACUGUUUGGACAUAUAUAUGUAUGUAUGUAAAAAAGCAAAACAAAAAGCUUAUAUAUACAAAAACUUACCAUGCACGUAUAUACAUAUAUAUAAUUUUCAUAUCGACGGGCGUUAACCUC
This is a messenger RNA of Heteronotia binoei (common prickly gecko), 2457 nucleotides long. It is a transcript of the gene SNX27, whose product is annotated as sorting nexin 27. The record is from RefSeq and is a predicted model, not a curated record. Gene Ontology annotation, biological process: intracellular protein transport; signal transduction. The transcript is spliced from 13 exons. Lineage: Eukaryota; Metazoa; Chordata; Lepidosauria; Squamata; Gekkonidae. Bases 28 to 1746 code for a protein of 572 amino acids. Gene Ontology annotation, cellular component: early endosome. Gene Ontology annotation, molecular function: protein binding; phosphatidylinositol-3-phosphate binding.